Messenger RNA from Schistosoma spindalis, 7311 nucleotides. The record is from the annotation of a GenBank genome assembly. Lineage: Eukaryota; Metazoa; Platyhelminthes; Trematoda; Strigeidida; Schistosomatidae.
GUGGUGGGUUUUUUAAUUUGUCGUUUGUGUCUUCGUUAUCCGCAUUAGGAUAAAGAUAAUGCUGUUGAAAUUAAGACAGAUUUUUUCUUGGGUUACAUAUGUACUGUUUUAGCCGUAUAACAUUACAGCCUGUUGGACAAUAUUUUUUGUCAAACUUGAUUUCUGGACAAAGUUUCAUGUUCCAACUUACUAACGUUCCAAUCUCCCUGUUUUAGGGAAAAUUUUGUCUGGGUUAGGUGAAUUUCGGGGAUAUAUUUUAGGAAUCUAUGGGUAAACUGCUGAGAAACCAAAAUUUUUAUAGGUCUGGGGAAGACCCUCAAAGUGCUAUAAGAUUCUGGUAAAAUGAUGAUGAAAACCCCAAUGUUCUGUGGAAAUUUCGGGCUUUUCCCGAUAUUUUACAGAAUGUUGUAACAUUUUAUGGGGGUUUCUCCAAGAUAGUGAUACUGAGGUGUGCUUCUUGAGGCGAAAUGACCAUAUUCGUUAUAAUGAAAUUUUCGGUGAUCUCACAGCAAUCACUAGGCAUACCAUGGAGUGUACUUCAUUUAGUUAAAUAAAGUAGUACCUUGACAUUAGAAUUCUACGUCUUUGAGACAUUAUGGUUUCAUGUCCAUUACCCUAAACGAUCAAAGAAUCAUAAUUAUAUCUUUCUUAACACUUCAAUGUGCAGAUCUAUAUUAAUUUUCGCUUUUACUCAUGUUUUAACGUUGAUGUGAUAUCACAUCGAGAUUGGAAGAGUUUUACUGCCACUCUAUAAGUCAAGUACUUCAAAGAUUGUUAUUAUUAUAUUAAUAAUCUCUCUCAAAGCCUGUUUUUUAUGAUGAGCAUUGAACAGUCAACCUCGUCCCCGCUCAAAACACCUACUCAAUAGUUUAGGUUUUUCUUAGUAUGGUUUGCACUGAAGAAAUAAAGUAAAAGACAUUUGAUCUUAUCAAUUUUUCUUCAAAUUAACAUACCAUCUCCAAGUAAAACAUUUCUUGGCACAAUUUCUAUUAACGAUUUACACUACCAUAUAAUCGUAAAUCAUCCCCGUAUUUCGGAAUUCUUUGCUAAAUACUAUUUUUCACUCUGAAUUCUUUAUGUUGGUUAAUCUCUUAUAUCUGACAUUAAUUUGGAGUGAGGUAUUGGCGAAAGUAAAUAAAAACAUUGAGUUGUUUAGUUUGAGUGGUGCGCUCUCAAUUGUUGUUGGAAUGGCUCGGGAUCAUUGGAGUUAGGCUAGUUUAAAAAAGUCCUUAGUGUGCAACCACAGAUUUUCUCAAAGCGAUGCACACAAGUCUUGUCUCGCGUACGUUUUUUGCAGCGAUUCUCAUUUGUGUAAUCUGGGCUAGAUCCACUUAUAGGCCAAUAGUUAUUAGAACUACGGUACGAAUAACGUUUAUUUUGUGAAUCUUUUUGAUAUCAUCAACAAUCACUUUUGACCAAUAAUAAAAAUAAGGCUGUGUGAUGUCAGCUUUAUUUGUCUCUUGUCUUCUGUAUGGCCCAUCUAGUCGUUCUCCAUUCAAUUUCAUUUAUUAUAGGUGUGUCGCUACUAUCGUUGUUGGUUAAGGAUUAAACAGUGAACGAUGGCUUUUUUUCAACUCCAGACAUCAAAAACUAGCUUCUUCCUUCGGGUCAGAAAAACUCGAUUCGAUCAGAAGUAUCCAUCGUAUAUAAUCUCCAAAGGUUUUGCAAUAGUACCGUCAUCUGGUCAGGACAUACAUUCUACUGGUCGUUGUACAUUAGCUCCUGAUCAGUCAGUCCCUCGACAUGUUUCUCUUGCAUCAUCUAUUCGUUUACGAAACUCUUCCAUUUCGGAACUUCGACGAGAAUUUAUUAAUUUUUUUCGAAGUCAUCAACAUUCAGUGGUAGCACCGGCUUCUGUAUUUCCGAAGCGUCACGAAGGAAGCUAUUUCAUCAAUGCAGGUAUGAACCAAUUUAAAUCAAUUUUUCUCAACCAGUCGGAUAUUAUUUGCUCAGAAUUUAAGCAGUUACGACGUGCUACCAACUCACAGCCAUGUAUUCGAAUCGGUGGUCGUCAUGAUGAUUUAAAUGAUGUGGGAUAUGAUAGGCAUCAUCACACAAUGUUUGAAAUGUUGGGCAGUUGGUCGUUCGGGGACUACUAUAAGAAAGAGGCUUGCUCUCAGGUUUGGAAAUUUCUUACUGAGGUGUUAAACCUGCCUACCAAUGCAAUUUACAUAACAUAUUUCGGUGGUGAUCAAAAACUUGGACUUCCUCCCGAUGAUGAAACACGUGAUAUCUGGCUGAACUUGGGGGUGAUGGAUCAAAAAUUAAUGCCAUUCGGUAUCGAAUCAAACUUUUGGCGUGCAAAUCAGUUUAGUGGUGGAGGAUUGUGUGGUCCGUCAACCGAAGUACACAUAGAUUUUAAAGCACUCUGCGGUGGAGAUCACUUAGACUGUGCACGUUGUUUAGUGAAUACUUCUAGCCCUCAAGUUUUGGAACUGUGGAAUUGUGUUUUCAUAACACAUCGUAUCAUAGCUGAUAACGAUGUGACAGAGAAACAUUUGAAACCUGACCUUCUUCAACCUUUAGAUAAGUCAUUUGUAGAUACUGGAAUGGGACUAGAACGACUGGCAUGUGUGAUGCAGGGAAUUACGUCGAAUUAUGAUUCCUAUGAGAUGAACAGUUUGAUGGAAUUUAUACACUCAAAGGCAAACUCAUGUAAUCGUUCUGUACCUGUUUAUCAAGGUUUAUUUUUAUCCAAUCAUCUACAAGAUAUUGAAACUAAAACAGGCAAAGAUCAAUCAGAAAUUACUCUAUCUUCUCUGUGGAACAAAAUAUCUGGAAAAUUUUCAUCUUCUGCUGUCUGCUCAAAAUCACAUCUUGCUCUUGAUCAUUCUUGGAAAAAUUUUAACAUGGACAAUGAUCUUGUUGAUAUGUGGCAUCGAGAUACCGCCUAUCGAGUAUUGGUCGAUCAUAGUCGUGCAUUAGCAUUCGCCUUAUCAGAUGGUUUAUUACCAGGACGUCAAGGUUUACCUCUGAAAAUUCGUCAGCUUAUUCAUCGAGCUUUUCGUGCAUCUGUUUUAACUGGUCUUGAUACAGAAAUAACUACGUCUGGGAAAUUAAAAUCUCUCCUGGGAGCUUUGGUAUCCGAAGUAGCCAAAAGAGAUGUUCUCAGUCUUCAGUCGUUUUUUAACACAAUGGCUACCAUAAAAGGACCUAGCUGUAGAAAGUCUGAUGCAAUAACUCCGGAACAAAUGGAAUCAAUUAUUAAUGAAGAAGUGAUCUGGUUUGCACCUCGUUUAUUUCAUAUGGAAAAGUCAUUUAAUCGAUGUUUGGAAGAAUGCACCAAUAGGAGACAACUGUCAGCUGAGCAAGUAACGAAAUUAAUGAACGGUGAUUAUGGACAUCAUGUAAGCUGGGAUAUGAUAUGUGCACAAUCAUGUUGGGCUGGUCUUUUACCACCCUUACCAAUCGAAACCAAUUCUCCAUCGGACAACAAUAAACCAUUACUGUUUAGAAAUCAUAAAUUAAAUUCAAACGUAAUUUCGCGUCAGUUGCAUAAUUUAUGUGUACCGUUUACGGAUGAUUCAUUUAAAUACAAUUGUUAUCAAAAAUCUGAACUGGAUCCAAAUGCAACUGGACAAUACGAUUUCCCAGAUUGUGAAACAAAAUUACUAGGAUUGCUUGCCAUCGGUAAUAAAGAUACAGAUUAUACGUUAAUUACAAAACAAUCUUUAUCGAAUUCAAAUGUUACUUCUGUCAUUCAAAAUCUAUGCGAUGCAUCAAAUAAUGAAAUUGCUAAUAAUUUACUCGGUUUCAUUUUUGAAAAAACUAACUUUUUUACAUCAUGUGGUGGUCAAGACACUGAUACCGGUUUUAUUCACUAUCCUUCUAAGAUUCUUCAAUUUCAAGUUAUUGGAACAACUUUUGUUUCUGAUCCUAUUUCGAAUUCUUCAACUAAUGGUUGGAUUAUACAUUGGUGUCAUAGACCAGAUAAUUUAUUUCCUUCAUUAGAUAAUCUAAAAUUUGAUCAAUCUUUUGUUUUAAGUAUUGAUAAAGAACGUAGAUUUAAUCUUAUGUGUUCACAUACUGGUCAGCAUUUAUUUACAUCAGCUCUAGAAUCAUCAGUGCUAUCGCAUUCUUCAGCAUUCCAACAUAUUGGUGGUACUUCUCACUCUAAUUAUUUCACUGUAAAAGCUGCUAUUAUUGGUUCAGCGUCAGAACUAAUGCAAGAAAAUUUAGGUAAUUUUACAAGACAAUUAGAACAAAAGUGUCAAAAGUUAAUUAAUGAAAAUGGAUUUAUUUCCAUUUGGAAUACAGAAUUGGCACAUGCCUUAAAAGUGAAACAAAUUCGAUACUUCCCUUGGGAGGAGUAUAGUGCAAAAGUACGCACUGUGUGUAUAACAAAAGAAAAACAUCCAAUUAAUCAUCAUGAACUAACAGAUUUUAAUUCUGUCAUCUCAGCUGAAUUGUGCGGAGGGACACAUCUUUUUGAGUUAUCCGAUUUACUGGAUAUAGCGGUGGUUGCAGUUAAAGGACGUCAAAAAACAAUCAAAGAAUUCACUUGCAUUUUUGGUCAUUUGGCUAAAUCUGCACAUCAAUGUGCUAAUGAAUUGAUUCAAGAAGGUUUAUCAAGAGAAAAAGAAGCUAUUCAUGAUCCUAAAAAAGCAGUCAUCCAUAUCGAUUGGUAUGAAUCUGUUUUAAAUGAUCCACACUAUACUGGAUUUCUCCCAUUAUAUGCUCGAUUAGCAUUAGAAACCAAUCUUUACCGUAUCAAUCAUAAAACAGAUAUUAUUGAUACUGACCAAGUCCAAUUAUACAUUGAUAACAUGAAAAUAAUGACUGGUAAUAAUAGCGGUGAAACAUCUCAAGCUGUAAUUUCUGAACUUGAUUUUCAUAGAUUAGAUGAUCUUAUUUUUGCAUUUAUACAACUCAAUAUGACUCAACCAUUUGUUGUCUAUAGUAUGAAUUUAGCUGUUUGUUAUUUUCCAAAAUCACAUGUAAGUGCGAAAUUGUCCAUUGUUUUACGUAUAAAAUUCAGUAAUUUUAAUAUAAUGAACAUAUAAUCUACAUACUAUAACUAUUUUUAAUUAAAUUAACCUAUUGUGUCAUUGAUUAAAAGUGAAUAAAAUCCAACGAAGAAAAUUUUCGAUGAAAUUUAAUUAAGCUGUACAUUCGUAUUCAUAGUUGUCUGUUAAAUAUAAACAUUAUCAGAAUGGGAGAUUGUAGUAAUUUGAUAGUUGAAAUCAUGAGCCGUUUAAAGCUAGACCACCAUGGAAAACCUGAAAGCACUGAACGAGUUCGAGUUUCGCGUGCGGAGUGUCGUGGAUACACACUGCUGAGGCGUCCCAUACUAGGACGAAACGGUCGUUCAGUGCUUCCAGGUUUUCCAUGUUGGUCUAAAUUUAACCGAAUCAUAAAUUCAACUAUUAAAUAUAUAUGUCUGUAGAAAGAUAAAUGUUAAGGAUAAACUUCCGCUGUGGACCACAUCGAUGUGCAUUUAUGAAUUGACUUGCUCCUGUGGGACAGGUUACAUUAGCUGCACAAAUCAGUCACUUUCCAAACUCAUUUCAGAGCAUUUCCCGGCAUGGCUUUUGAAAGAUAAAUCCGAAACAAUCACUAUUUCAAUACAACAGCACCUAAUCAACUCUAGGCAUGUCGCUCCAAAUGAGUCUUCCUUCAAAACAGUCUAAAAAAUCAAAGGAACCGGAUCAAAAAGAGGUCGAAUCAAAAACUGAUAAGGCUUUGGAGAUCCAUAUAUUCAAGCCCGAACUCUGCGUGCCAAAUUGAUAAGUCUAACCUCUCACCCUUCCUCGACUCUAAUUUCCUUCUGCAGUAUGAUUUGGUCUUGUUUCGUUUUUAUUAUUGCUUCGCAAUUUAAAACCGUAAUCACUUAGUAUUACCCUCUAACAAUUUUUUUAUAACUAUUAUUCAUUUGUCAUAAUGACCUUUACGUUUUCCAUUUUUCUUAAUACCUGUUAAGUAAACAGUUUACUUUCGUAAUUUUGACUCGUAAAUUAUUUUCAUCCACUUAUGCUUCUCUAACCCUCUGUUUGUAAUGCAACGUCAUCUAAUAAAAUAAAACUUAAAAUCAAUUACUGUUCACUUGAAGUCAUUUGUAUUUUCUGUAACCCGCUUAUUCUUCUAUGAUGUUUUGAAGUUCAGUUUAUCCUAUUUAUUGUUCCUCUGUCUAUUAUGCUAAAUUGUGGCAGUAAUUCGAACUAGUCAUUACCCCAAGUCUUUGGUUUUCAGCACUUAUUAGUUCUCUACAUCCUACUCGUUAUCGUUUACCAUCUUUACAAUCGUUUAUUUCACGUUUACCUUUUAUCUUGGUUAUAUGUGUUCAAUUAGGAAUUAUUAAGUAACCCUUACCAGAUGUUAUUUUAUCAGAUACUAACCAUCCCUUUCACUCAUAUCUUUCUCCUUGUAUAUCUUUUGGUAGAACGAGACGAAAUUACAUUAUAAUCCAAGCACGCAAGCAAAAGUAUAAACGUUCUAUAGUACCUUACCUAGCAAAUGUACUCUGUGACGAACAGGUUGUUAGAGUUAACCUAGUCAAUAAUCUGCAUUCUUAACAUGACUCUAAUUGAAAAGUUAUACAGUUUUUUUUCUUUUUUUUCAGAUUUUUUUUAACCGUUUUUUUUCUUUUGUUCUGUAAAAGAAACUUGUUGAAAUAUUUUUGUGCUGAGAAUUCUAUAUUGUACCAAAAUAUAAUAUUGAAUAAAGCCAUAAACAAAUAAAUAAAAAUAAAUAAACUAAUGGAAUUUUAUAAAUUUAAGUACAUGUUUAGUUGUGAACUUCAUGCCAAUUAUAAAAAAUCGUUGUAAUUCGUAUAUUCUAAGCCUGCAAAGUUACAGGAAUCAACAAAAGUCAUGCGGAUAUGUUUAAUAAGAAUUUCGAACGCGGUUUAUUCAUAUUUGUUUACAUUCAUCCAUUUUUUUAAAUUUUUUAAGGCUAAUCAAACGGCUUUAAAUUUAGCGCAUAUGAUAGCCAAACUUUUAUCUACUGAACUUGGAAUAGUGCAUUUAACAGUGAAAGGUCGACCUUUACGUUCUAAUCAUCUAAACAAUGAUGACCGGUAUAAAUAUGCAUUCCUUCAACUUUCACCUACAGCGGAUACUUUUACCACGAUAACUAAGAUGCAACAAUCAUUGAAUUGGAAUGACUAUCAUACGUUGUUGGAAAAGUGUGUAAACUCAAUUUUACUGAGUCCAGUUUACGGUGAAGCAUAAAAUGUGUAGUUUAUAAACUUUUGAAUAGAUGAUAACUUGUUCUCUUUUCUUUUGUAGAUCUUUUACUCCCAAAAUAUUUACAAUUCGCAUAUUUGUUUGUAAAUUCCCCAUUUAUAUUAAAACAAUAUACAUUAAAACUUCC